Molecule: messenger RNA, 2379 nt
Organism: Pogoniulus pusillus (Red-fronted tinkerbird)
Lineage: Eukaryota; Metazoa; Chordata; Aves; Piciformes; Lybiidae
Gene: KLHL28
Product: kelch like family member 28
Exons: 5
Coding region: 148-1863 (571 amino acids)
Molecular function (GO): protein binding
Source: RefSeq, a predicted model, not a curated record
CGGCGCUGAGUGGGCAGCGGGCGGGAGGGCUUGGCGUCGGGCAGUGACGUGCGGCGGUGCCCGGCGCUGCUGGAGCGGCGGAGUCGAGCCAGGCGGUGGCACCGCGGGCCGGGCCUUGCCGCGGCCUGCGCCCACCCCCGCCGUCAGAUGGACCACUCCUCUCCGACCUACAUGCUUGCCAACCUCACCCACUUGCAUUCCGAGCAGCUCCUGCAAGGCUUGAACCUCCUGCGCCAGCACCGCCAGCUCUGUGACAUCGUCCUGCGGGUGGGCGAUGCCAAGAUCCACGCUCACAGGGUGGUGCUGGCCAGCAUCAGCCCCUACUUCAAAGCCAUGUUCACCGGGAACCUCUCCGAGAAGGAGAACUCGGAGGUGGAGUUCCAGUGCAUCGACGAGGCAGCCUUGCAGGCCAUCGUGGAGUAUGCCUACACGGGGACUGUCUUCAUCUCCCAAGACACUGUAGAGUCGCUUCUGCCAGCUGCAAACCUCCUCCAGAUCAAGCUGGUGGUGAAGGAAUGUUGUGACUUUCUUGAAAGCCAGCUCGAUCCUGGCAACUGCAUCGGCAUCUCUCGUUUUGCUGAGACCUAUGGCUGCCACGACCUCUACCUGGCUGCUAGCAAGUACAUCUGUCAGAACUUUGAGGAGGUUUGUCAGACUGAAGAGUUUUUUGAGCUCACCCACUCUGAGUUGGAUGAAAUUGUCUCCAAUGACUGCUUGAACGUGGUGACGGAGGAAACCGUGUUCUACGCGCUGGAGUCCUGGAUCAAAUAUGACGUGCAGGAGAGGCAGAAGUACCUGGCCCAGCUGCUGCACUGUGUCCGCCUGCCCCUGCUCAGUGUCAAGUUCCUCACCAGACUCUAUGAAGCAAACCACCUCAUUCGUGAUGACCACACGUGUAAACAUCUCCUGAAUGAGGCCCUCAAGUACCACUUCAUGCCUGAGCACAGACUGUCCCACCAGACCAUGCUGAUGACGAGGCCUCGCUGUGCUCCCAAAGUUCUUUGUGCUGUGGGAGGAAAAGCAGGGCUCUUUGCUUGUUUGGAAAGUGUGGAAAUGUACUUUCCCCAGAAUGACUCCUGGAUAGGGCUGGCCCCUCUCAGCAUCCCUCGCUACGAGUUUGGCAUCUGUGUCCUUGACCAGAAGCUCUACGUGGUAGGAGGGAUUGCAACCCACGUGUGCCAGGGCAUCAGCACCCGAAAGCAUGAGAACUCAGUGGAGUGCUGGGACCCAGACACCAACACCUGGACCUCUCUGGAGCGGAUGGUGGAUUGCCGCAGCACACUGGGAGUGGUGGUUCUGGCAGGAGAGCUCUACGCCUUGGGCGGCUACGAUGGGCAGUCCUACCUGAGAACUGUGGAGAAGUACAUCCCCAAAGUCAAGGAGUGGCAGGUGGUGGCCCCCAUGAACAAAACCAGAAGUUGCUUUGCUGCAGCUGUCUUGGACGGGAUGAUCUAUGCCAUUGGUGGCUAUGGUCCUGCCCACAUGAACAGCAUGGAGCGCUACGACCCCAGCAAGAACUCGUGGGAGGCAGUGGCCUCGAUGGCUGACAAGCGAAUCAACUUCGGCGUGGGCGUCAUGCUGGGCUUCAUCUUCGUAGUGGGUGGCCACAAUGGCAUGUCUCACUUGUCCAGCAUUGAGAGAUACGACCCUCAUCAGAACCAGUGGACUGUGUGUCGACCCAUGAAGGAGCCCAGAACAGGCGUUGGUGCAGCUGUCAUUGACAACUACCUUUACGUGGUUGGAGGCCAUUCAGGCUCAUCCUACCUGAACACUGUCCAGAAGUAUGACCCCAUCUCAGACACCUGGCUGGACUCUGCUGGGAUGAUGUACUGUCGAUGCAAUUUUGGCUUGACUGCACUUUGAUGGCAAGCAGGACUUGAAUGGAUGUGACCACAAAGGUGGAGCUUAAGUCUGCUUGGAAGUAAACCCUGCUGGUUGAGACCACGAGCUGCGUUUUCUGAAGCUGGAGGAAGGUGGUGAAGUUGGGGCUGAAGUGAAGAAGAAUUUGGUUUCAUCUGGUGUUUGGCUUUUAGUGACAGGGCAGAAAGCUUAUGGGAAUAAGUAUCAUCCAGUUAGUAUCCUGUUAAGGAGGGGAGAGGGUGUGAAUGUGAGAGGACUGGGAUAUAUCUAACCCCUUCACCUUCUAGAGGUCUUCUCUCUUCCUCCUGCCUCCUUUGAACCGUGGAGUUUUCCAUGCUUGGGGUGUGUGGAUGCGCGGUGUGACUGGAGAGCUUGCUGAGACUUGGCUGGCUGUGUCUUGAGGUUCAGAAAUUGCUUUUGUCAUUUUGGUUUCUUUUUUAAUGAACAGUAACUAAAGGGCUGCCUUGUUUCUGUCUCUCAAGGCUUGUAAAUAAUAAACACCACGCUUUGUUGCCUGCA